Messenger RNA from Phalaenopsis equestris, 389 nucleotides. RefSeq lists its product as uncharacterized. The record is from RefSeq and is a predicted model, not a curated record. NCBI's taxonomy places the organism in Eukaryota, Viridiplantae, Streptophyta, Magnoliopsida, Asparagales, Orchidaceae.
UUCACCUGCAACCUGCCAACAAGCCGCGAAGCCCGCAACAUUGCUACUACCAUCAAAUUUGGAACAGGAUUUGGAGAUCUUGAGGUCAUCCUCGGGAAAGCUCCUUUUGUUGUUGUGAAAGUUGCCACUCCAGAAAUGCGAGAACCCGCUGCUGAAUUCAACCUGAAGUCUUUUGAUGACUUUCCAGUUCACAAAAAGACUAAGACCUCUGUUACUGAUACAAUAACACCCACAAAGACGGUUGUCCCUACCACUAAGGGAAAAGAAAUCAUGAUAAUAGAAGAUCCGACUGAAGGAUUAACUGUUGUACCUUCAACUUUUGAAAUCGGAUCAAGUUCAAAAACAAUACCAUUGACCCGAUCUCAGAAGAGAAACGGCAAUAGGAAAGC